This is a messenger RNA of Durio zibethinus, 1746 nucleotides long. Its product is annotated as Class I peptide chain release factor. Lineage: Eukaryota; Viridiplantae; Streptophyta; Magnoliopsida; Malvales; Malvaceae. Gene Ontology annotation, biological process: translational termination. The record is from RefSeq and is a predicted model, not a curated record. Gene Ontology annotation, cellular component: chloroplast. Gene Ontology annotation, molecular function: translation release factor activity.
ACAGAUACAAUUGAGUGAGAAGCGGAAAUGGCAACCGCGGCAAUGGGCGGUGGAUUUGUGAAUGUGAUGAAAUCGGUUGAUCAUAUUGUGAGAGGUAAUGGCGUUUCCUUGUUGGUUAAGGCGGCACCGACAUCGACAUCAGGCAAUUUCUUCGUGUCUCUAAAGAGAAGAGGAUGGCAAUUAUACUGCAGUAAUAGUAACAGUGAUAGUUACUUAAAAUUGAGGGAUGAAGAGCUGAUGCGACAGUGCGAGAUGGAAACCUUUAAAGCGUCGGGACCAGGGGGACAGCACCGUAACAAGCGAGAGUCCGCCGUUCGAAUCAAGCACCUUCCCACCGGUAUUGUUGCUCAGGCUGUUGAAGACCGAUCACAGCACAAGAAUCGUGCAUCUGCCUUAGCACGCCUUCGCACUCUCAUCGCUCUCAAAGUCAGAAAUCCCGUCCCUCUCCGCACAUAUUCUCCUCCUGCAGAGCUUCUUCAAAUUCUUCCUCCAAACUCAACACUCAGGGCGUCUCAUUCUGGUCCCCAAAUUGGACCCAAUAAUCCUAAAUUUGUUUUGGGCAUGCAGGCUCUUCUGGAUCUAAUCUUUGCAGUUGAAGGUUCUGUAUCUGAAGCCGCAAAGUUUCUGGGGAUGAGUACAGGGGCACUGUCACGGUUAAUACUAUCAGAUGGUUCUCUAUGGAUGGCAGUUAAUGAGCUGAGAGCUUCCAAGGGUUUGAAGCCACUGAAGUAGCAUUGUCAACUGUGGAUGCUAAUUAUUUCUCUACAUAAUAAGAUGCAGGGAAAACAAUUGUGAGCCUCGAGAAUGUAAUGGUGCUAAUGGCAUGUAUCAUGGUCAUGAACUUCAUCAAAUCUUGCAUAAUUUACUACAUAAUAAUUAAAUUAACCUUGGCUUUGUGGGUACUUUAUUUGCUUCAGCUGGUUAAUGUUUUGUUGUAAAUUUGUUCAAAUCUACUGCAAGUCAAGUCAGGGCAAAUAUAUGUGAUGCGCUAUAGGAAUAGAUGAUUCAGAAUGGUUAUAUUGCAAUCAGGGGUAGGAUAUUCGACAUUAAUGCCAAUGGAAAAACACAAGAUUUCCAACUCAUACCUGUUACUCUCGGGAUUAAACAUAUAUGAAGCAUUGCUUUCCAUUUCCCCUGGGGAAAGGCCGAACUCGUUUACCCAGAUUGCGUUUGUUCAUUUCCCUUCAUUAAUUGUUCCGAAUUGGUUGUAGGGGUACUUUUUAUUAAGAAUAAUGAUGAUGCAAAGGUUUUUUUUUUCUGAUAACAAGAUCAAAAUUGUUUCAAUCAUUGCUUUCCAAUUAUGCAAGGACUGGGAGCAAAGAAAUCUUCUUUUUGAUUUUUUUAAUUAUGCUGUAAAAAGUUUCAAGGAGUAUGAGAAACCAAUGAAGAACAAGAAAGCUUAACUUAAACAGUUGCUGUUUAUUGUUGAUAAAACCAAUGCUCUUAAGAAUCUUUAGAUCUCAACUUUUUUUUUUUUUACUCCAAAUUCAAUACUUGUGUUGAAUUUAGAUGACCGAGGCUGAUAUUCCAUCAAGAACUACUCUGAGACUAGAAACAAUUUUCUAGUUCUAACAGCAUGCGGGCAACUCACACUUUAGCUCCCGUUCCAACCACAACAAUUGGAAAUAUGCAAGAUCGUAAAAAUUGGGAAUUCUUGUAGAUCUAAUAAGCUCAGCAGAGCAAAGCAAAAGAAAUCUGGAACGAUAUGGGAGGCAAUAAUCAAAUCUUAUAUAUUAGAACCAUGGU